AUAGCAGCUGCUUGCGCCGACACAAUUAAAACAUUUGCGUUUCCGAUCUUAAGAACAUUUCAGCUUCCAACAGAUAGCGUAGACAUCUCUCGCGCUCGGCCGAGAAAUUUCGCCGCUGGACCUCGCCAAACAGGAUAACUUUGAAGAGCGGAAACGGGUUCGCGUACAAGACCAGAUAACGGUUUUAAAAAUAUAUAAACGUUCGCGUUUAUUAUUAUUAUUUUUAUUACUCGCCAGCGGUUCCUGGUUGACCUAAAAAAAUAUUUUCAAAGCGACUUCUGGUAGUGUCGGACUGACAAAGGAGCGAUCAUGCCCAAAGCAUUCUUAGUGAAGAAGAACAAGAGAUCACACGGCGGAACAAGUGCGUCUGAGAGAAGAUCUUUAGAGUACGAUGCACUACCUUCAUAUCGUGAAGGAAAUAGUGUUGAGCUAUCCACUUCGUCUGCGGUUUCAGACAUUAUGCAUUCAUCAUCGCUGGCCAACUCGGAUAAAGCACCGGUGUUAACUUCGUUAAGUACGCUGCUCACCUCAACGUCUAACGGAAAUGUUACCAGUAGCGCUUUCAAGCCCUUUAAAGUUGAAAAAGAAAAGGAAAACUCUCCGAAGAAGUUCAAACCGAAUCCGCCGCUUGCCGAGAACCGAGACAAAGCGGCCAAGGGAAGAGAAAGCAACGGUAACACCGGGCGCGAGGCGCUCAACGAAAAACAUACAGAUCAUGGUGGCAAAACCGCAGUGCUCGAGCACAAAGAGUUUGCCAUUUAUCAAGACAAGUACGACUUUCCGAAACCCAAAGGCCCGCUUCCGCAAUCGCAGUUUAUUUGUCAGCUCUGCCAAGAAGUCUACUCAGAUCCAUUUUCGCUUGCUCAACACAAGUGUAGCGGAAUUCAGCACACUGAAUAUCGAUGCCCAGAGUGCGACAAAGUCUUCAGCUGCCCUGCGAACCUGGCGUCGCACCGAAGAUGGCAUCGACCGCGUUCGCCGCACGAAAAGAAGCCAGCUCCUUCGCAAGUGCCAGCUACCCGAGGCGAACAGCUACCAAACAGUCCGAAAACCAGCGGUGAAGACAGCAAAAAUGGUGUCACGACCAACGCUGAAAGUGAGGUGCGAUCGACCAGUCCGAUCGGAAAUAGUCAAGGGCAAUUUGUGUGCGAAGUAUGCAACAAAACAUUCCGACGAAAAGCCUACCUAAGGAAACAUAUGAACAACCAUAAUGACGACCGACCAUAUCCAUGCCAGUACUGCGGAAAGGUUUUCCGCAGCCUGACAAAUCGCGCCAAGCACGUCCUGAAUCACGCGGUUGGCCCGAAAACAUUUAUUUGCAACGUUUGCGGUAAUGGAUUCGCCAAUAAGGGCAGUCUGGAUCGGCAUGCACGGAUCCACACAGGUGAAAUUUACUCUUGUAAACACUGCUCUAGCACAUUUUAUAGUUCGCCUGGUCUUACAAGGCACAUAAAUAAAUGCCACCCGCCCGAAAAUCGUCAGGUCAUCGUACUACAGGUUCCUGUGCGACAAGGGUGAACUCUCUCGUUUUUUCCAUGAUAAAAUAUAAACAUUUGACUGUGUAGAUUUCUUGUACAAAAAUUGUAAAAUAGUAUUAUAUUUACAAAGAGGUUAGACAAUGCCUCAGAACAGCAUUAUGAAUUUUAGAACGCAUUGUACAAAUUUUUUAAUGUAUGAGAAGGUGUAGUCGGUCGAAUUCUUAUACACACUGUAAAUUUGCGAAGAUGUAGUUUUAACUUAUAAGUAGUGCAAAUCUGUAUAAAUUUUCCUGUCCAAUUUGUUAGUUGUUUUUGUGCUCCUUGGUAGUAAGCGAGCGGUGUUUAUUCUGAGAAACGCGCAGCUGUCAUGAAGAAAUUUUCCCACUUCGCUGAUAUUAAUAUUUUGUAGAAUGUUAGCGGAUUCUUUGAAGGAAAGUGUCUAUUCAGUAAACGGAAGAAAAUAUUAAACUAGCCUUUGUUGCUC
Molecule: messenger RNA, 1962 nt
Organism: Pocillopora verrucosa
Lineage: Eukaryota; Metazoa; Cnidaria; Anthozoa; Scleractinia; Pocilloporidae
Product: insulinoma-associated protein 1a-like
Biological process (GO): negative regulation of transcription by RNA polymerase II; neuron differentiation; regulation of cell cycle process
Cellular component (GO): transcription repressor complex; nucleus
Molecular function (GO): RNA polymerase II cis-regulatory region sequence-specific DNA binding; DNA-binding transcription repressor activity, RNA polymerase II-specific
Source: RefSeq, a predicted model, not a curated record